AUGUACAACAGCAACGACGAUGAGGAGGAGAACUACUCGAGGAAUAGAAGAAGCAACUCAUCAGAUAGUGGGAACGGAGACGAAAAUGGGAUGCUAAACGAUCCGAUAAAUACGUACAACCAUUACAAUAACUUUAAUCGGUUUCAUGAACAGAAUAUGCAGGCAUGCAAAAUUGAUGAAAUUUAUGUAGACGAUAGUUAUGAUGAAAAUGGUAGUUACGUCCAGAAAGGAGAGAAUCUAUCCGACAAAAACCAUUUUGAAAUAAGUAAAAAUGUAAAUUUUGAUGGACCAUACAGUCAUAAAAAUCUGAGGGAGGUUACAGAAAAUGAAGUCGAGUUAGUUGUGGACAAUUUUUUCGAUCGAAUUAGAAGCAAUGAAGAUGUGUACUCUGAAUGGAAAGUAUGUCCCAAUUUUAUUUUUAGGCUUUUAUUUAUUGCAAAGUCCAGGUCCAAUAAUUAUAUGUACCCAGUGGCAUCAUCUUUCAUUGAAGCCAUCGCAAAGGAUGACUGGGUUCCUGAUUGGGGAUUCAGUACUGUUCAGUAUUAUAUAAUUUUAAUAAACUUAGCGGAUUACAGAAAAUCCUAUUACAAAAUAGAUCACUUUAGUUUUUCUCAUUUGAAUACUGAUCGAGGUUGGCACAAUUUUGUGCCCUUUGAAAAAUUAAGGGAGCCAGGAUUUAUCAACGAAAAUGGACAAAUUGUGUUAAGGGCUGGCGUUUUCCCUCUGGGUUCAGAAUCUUUUAAAAAUAGCAGAGAUAUAAACUAUGAUAGCAAAUCCAGGACAGGAUUUGUUGGUCUCCAAAAUCAUGGAGCCACUUGCUAUAUGAAUGCUCUGCUUCAACUCCUAUACCAUAUUAACAUUUUUCGUAAAGCUGUUUGUAUGAUGAUUUUUAACAUAGAGAAUAUUAUUGGGGAGAAAACCUUAGAAUUUUUUAAGAAAAAAUUUGAAAAAAAAAAACGGAGGAAAAAGUUGUGCCUCAAUGGUGACACCGCCAAGAUGACUGUUGAAGGUGAACAGGUGGACUCCAAGAAAGCCAUGAACCGAAAGAAGAAAAAGACAAAGUUUGAACGUGUAGAGAGUUCCGAUUCGGAGCAGUACAAGGGUACUUCCCCCAUGAGGAUGGUGCCCUACACGCCUAGCGACAACAAUGGGGAGGAAGGCAAUCCUUAUGGGGACCAACACAAACGGGAUGGGGUUCAUCACGAUAUGCGAAUGCAAGGUGGACAUUUUGGAGGAUCGGAAAACAUUUCAAACCCUGAUGAAUCAGAGUUGUACAAAAUGGAAAAGCAUAAUGACAAGAACAGAGUAAAGAAUGACAUGAAGAAUGAGGACCUGGGGAUGAGGCAUCUAAGGAGCGAUGACAACGAUAAUAGAAGCAAUACCAGUGGUCACCUUAGACAUUCGAAGGAAGAGCCCUUGGGGGCACCGCAUAAUGCAGCCUUAGCGGAUGGGUCCCCCUUCAGUGGAUCCCCUCUGAUGGAACGCCCAUAUGACCACCUGCAUCAGCUGCAAGCGGAUAAAGUAGAAAAUGUCAAAGAGAAAAAAACUAUUAGCGAAUAUCAGCAGAUGUACGCCCCGCAUGAGGAGGUAAACAACAACGAAGGGGAAGGGUAUCGACGUAGCAAGGUUGUAAAUAUUGGUCGAAUCAACAGCAACGACAUUUCCAAAAUUCCAAACAUUCCUGGCGUUGGGGGCAAUGAGUACGAAAUAAAGAACAAUAAAAAGCAUGCCUAUGUGCACAAUUCGUCGUCUGAUCCCUCCAUAGAUACAGGAGGAGUGCAAAACAAUAUUAGCAACAACGAUAGCGGUGAGGUAUACUACGAUAAUUCCUUGUAUAAAAGCGAAGGAUAUAACAACGAAAUGGUGAUGACAGGGAAUUGUAAGAAGAACAAAAAAAAAGGCAUGGUCUACGAAUCAAAGAAGAAUUUAAAAAAAAAAAAAAAAAUUUUCAAAUAUGGAAAUGAGCGAAAAGUGGAAGAGGCUGAAAAUAACGAUCAUGUCAUGUCUCCCUUUAGCUCCUCCGAUAACAUGUCCAACAUUUCGACCCUGUCCAAGGAGAAGAAGAAAAAGAAGUUCGCUUCUAACAACAAUUUUCAUUUAACGAGAAGUGAUAGCGUGAAGAAAGAAAAUGACAGCUCAGUGAAUAAUGCUGUGGGUUAUUCGGAGGGGGAAGAAGGCCCUGUGCCGCGUAAUGGAGAAUCAUCGCCCUCGGGUAGUCUUCAUUGCUCGGGUGCCAAAGGUGACGGCAACGUGUAUGGUAGCGCCGAGGAUAACUAUUGUACAGAUGAUCAGCAAGAUGAGACCCAUGGUGCCCUGCGGGGAGAGGAGGAUGGAUCCUACUCAGACAGCGACAUGUCAGUCCUGUCAAUCACCUCCUCCGGAUCGUCGUCCUACGUGUCCUGCUCUUCGACCUCCUCGUCUUACUACCAUAAAAAAAAGAGAAAGACAAAAUAUGAUAAGUCGAAAGAAAUAGAUUACAAAAAUAUCCUCCUGGAGGAAGAAAAUGAAAAGAAAAAUAUCCUUCCAACAUCCUUGGCGUUACAAAAUUUAUUUUACAAAUUGCAUUGCAUGAAUGAUGCAGUGUCGUGUAAAGAGUUGAUCAGAUCCUUUGGAUGGGACGCAAGUGAUGUAUUCACACAACAGGACACACAUGAGUUGCUAAAGUUGUUACUAGACAAGGUGGAAGAACAAAUGAAAGGAACGGUAGUCGAAGGAUCAGUGAAAAAAAUGUUUGAAGGAGAAGUAGAGACUUAUAUAGAAUGUCUAGACAUAGAUUACAAAAGUGUGAGAAAAGAGACAUACGAAGAUAUUCAGCUGGACGUACAAGGAUGUAACAACAUUUAUGAAUCCCUUGAUAAAGCAAUCGAGGCAGAGGUUCUAGAAGGAGAUAAUAUUUACGAAACGGAUGGGUAUGGAAAACAGAAAGCAAAAAAAGGGAUGAGAUUUUUGAGCUUCCCAAAUAUUUGUAUAUUUCUCCUGAAAAGAUUCACAUUCGAUUUGCAAAGAAUGGAAACGGUUAAGCUGAAUAAUCGGUUCGAAUUUUACAAAGAAUUAGAUCUGUCUAAAUAUUGUAAAAAUGGAGGGGAAUAUGUCCUACAAGCGGUGUCAGUGCACCAAGGAAAUAUGAACAGUGGACACUACUAUUCCUUCAGUUAUAAGCAUAAUGAAAAUUUCUGGUUGAAAUGUGAUGAUGAUAAAAUAUUUCGCGUGAGUGAGUACUCAGUGAUUAACGACAACUUCGGUGGAUACGACAUCAACAUGGAGACUGACCUGUACGAUUUUGACAUCGCUGAUAAAAUUAAGCAGAGGAUGAAACACUAUAGCGCCUAUAUGCUCGUCUAUGUAAAGAAAUCACUCAUCCCGAAACUUAUUAAGGAGUGCGACCCUGCGGUAGUGAACCCACAGGUUGUUAAAAGAUGUAGGAUGGAAGAAAUUAUCAACAGAAGGAGAACGAAACUGAAACAAGAAAUAUUACAAUAUGUAAAAAUUAGAGUCUUCGACAAGUACUCUUAUCUAUACAAGUCGUUCAGUGACCUACCGCCAGUUGGCAUUCCGUCUCUCUUCAACAUUAAAUUUGAUAGGAAUAAAACCGUUUUGGAAACCUUCUCUAAAAUUCUGAAAAUCAUAAAGAAGAUUUACCUCUGCAAGAGGAAGAAGCGCGCGGAUUAUCUGUUGCACCAGUCAAAGAAGGCUAAAAUGGAGAAGGUGGAAAAGCCCCCCCCCAGCUUGAGGGACAAUCGCCCCGUGGGGGACCAAUCCAGGUCCAUGUUACUCAAAUCGGAAUCCCCCGGAGAAGGUGGAGACCCAUACCGUCAAGCUCUCCUGGGCAAGCAUGUCGAGGGAGAGAGAAUUUCAAAAGGAGAACGUGACAAAGCGGGAGCUACAUCCAGCCGGAACGAUCGCGAAAGUAGCGAUGGAAAUGGACGCAGCCGAUCUGAACACGGAAUAUCACGGGAGAAAAAAAGGCACGAAAAGAAGUGGAACGAGUGCAUUCAGGAGAAGGGUGCUCGAAGGGAUGGGUCGAAAAAGGGAGUAAGCAAGAGCGGUUUUAGCGCAGAGUGUACUACCCCAGAGGAGGGAUCCCUCGACCUAAAUGACGCGUGUGACAAGUCCUCUGAGGAGCUUCCUUCGCAGAGCUGUCCUUCGGAUGGUUCAAUUUCUACCGUAUCUUCAGUUCCCUCAUGCUGCAGCACAAAGUCGAUAGAUAAAUACCUUAAAUAUUUAUCCAGGAAGAAGAAUGAAAGAUCGAAGAGGAGAUCGUCCAACGUGAAUAAAUCUAGAAUGAAAAGUUUCUCUUCGUCAAACAAUUCGUCUUAUUAUUCUUCCUCCUAUUUGUCCCACUCAGGGGAAGAGGACUCUUACUCCUCUGCCUCUUCCUCGUCAUCGAAUGGUUAUGUAAAGGAGAAGAAAUGUUUCUACGUGUUACUUCCCACGAAUGAUGUGUACCGCUACUUCCCCCUUGAUAUGAAGGUCAACAGUCAACUGUAUCUCUACGAACUUCUAAAAAAAACGAACAAAGAAUCCAACGAUCUAUUCCCAACCAUAGACAUAUUAUAUUUGCCCUAUAACAAAAAAACAUCUAUUCGAAAAAGUAAUUCGAGUACAAAAAAUAAGAACGUUUUAUUUUUUUUUAAAUAUUUUGAUAUCUACGCAGAAGAAAAAAUUGGUGAUACGGCCCUUAUCUGUCUGGACAUCAUGUACUGCGAUGUGUACCUCAAGCCCAAGGAGUUAGAAUCAGUAAUUAUCCAAAAAAUAUUAAAGGCAAUGAAAAAGGGUUACAUUACCAACUAUAAUUAUGAGCUCUGGAGGAAUUACCUGAAUGAAGAGGAAGAAUACUACUAUGUAGACGACCCUCUGAAUUUUAAAAUUUUCAUUGAAUAUAAAAAUAAGUGUAACUUAAUAAAGUCAAAAAAAAUUAUCGCUCAUAAUAAAAUGGUUCCGGGGGACAUCCUAAUCUUUAACUUCUUGAGUAACGCAGAAUUGGAAAAGAAAAAAAAUUUUAUCCUCCGCUUGGGCACAAGGAAGGAGGAUCUUUUUCUCACAGAAGAGAAUCAAAUCACCUAUGAUCUGUUUUUUAAUGCAGACGUAUUCAGUAAAAUUUUGUACAGGAAAAAAAAACUCAUUGAAAAAAUGCAGAACUGUUGUUACAUUGUUAGUAAUAAAAAUGGAGUUUACUACAAGGUGCCUUCAGUGGGGUCUGAUUCCGGUGACUGUGCCUUCCCACCCGUGAUAGGAACAGGAGUUUCGAACCCGCAUGGGGGCUCUGAUGAACAUUCCAAAAAGGACCUUCUCAAUGAUGAAUAUUUUUUGAUUGGAUCCAAUUCCAAUCUGAGAAAAAAGAAGACGAAAAAGGAGACGGAAUCUGAAGUGCCAGUCCAGGUGGAUGCUAAUCUCGACUUUGCCACUCCAAACCGUAUGCAGCAGGAAAAUUACUUCGCCUACGCAGAGGAUCAGAAUGAUGGAAAGAUUUUUCGACGUAGCGAGGAGACAGAAAAGGAGAACUCAGGAAAGAUUCAAGUAGCAUCUGACAGAACGGAAGGCACCCCCCAAUUGGGUCAAUCUGAGGCAGAUAGGGAGAAGGACCAAAAUGACAAAAGUUUGAAUUACUAUCGUUCAUUGGAGAAUCCUGUGCAGGGAGUACACCGAUCCCUCUAUACACAGCACACAGAUGAUGGAAAGCACGCACACCGUGCAGAUCCCCCCCUUCCGCUGAACAUGGACGAAAUAAAGGACAACACACAGGUAAUGGACGAAAACAUGGAUGAUGUUGAAAACGCAAACUUCAAUGCACUAAAUAUGACGAAAGAAAAUCUGAACAGCCAAGAAGUGAUGAAUCUGUACCUCUGUCUGAAAAAGUUAAGUACCAAAUUUGAAAAGAACGGAAUGAACUAUGACUACUGCUUGUUAAGUAAAAACAUGUUGAUGUCCGUGAAGGAAGCUUCUCUUAACAACAAAAAACUAAUUUUUAAAAGGAAGAAGAAACACCCACCUAAUAUUUAUAACAAUGAGUGUGUAAAUAUUUGUAGGGAUUAUCAGUACCCAUUCUACUCUCCUCCCACUUCGGAUCUCUCCACGGAUGAUGAAAAAAGAGUGCCUCAGAAAGGUAGUAUACAAAAGGAAGAAGCCAAAAAGAAGAAGAAAAAAAAAAACUGCGACGAAGCAGUGAUGAAGGGUUCCUUACAAAAAUUAAAUUGCACCAAUGGAUAUGCUGAAAACGGAAUAGCCAACUUGACGAUUAACACAGGUAAAAACGAUGAGGGUGAAGCAAACGAAUUGCUGUAUAAAUGCACCUCCAAUAGUAACACCGCGUUAGGGGAAAGAAUAACAAAGGGGAAAAACACCUCAGCAAUCAGCAACAGUGAUCUUAGGAACGAUUAUCGAUAUAAUAGCAAUUUGCGAGUACCCAGCGUCAACUUUAAUUCUUCCAACGAGAAUAACAUUUCAAACGAUUUAAUCGCCAGGAACGAUUCCGAAAUAUCGUUUUGCUCCUCGGCUAACUCCGAUCUGACGUACACAUCGGAGAGCACGGCCUACUACAUGUUCAACGCGGAGGAGUCAUUAGAAUCUGUGUACACAAACGAAAUAUAUGAUCAUAAGAAGAAACGAAAAAAAAAAAAAAAAAAAAAAAAAAAAAAAAUGGCUACCUCAACCGAAAUGAGGAUACAUAAUAAUGUGGAUCCUUCGGCCGCUCCCAUAAACAGUGAUCAAUAUAAAGGAAAUAUUUUUAACUUAAAUUCGGAUGAUGAAAAGAUUGAAGCGUAUGUUGAUAUGGCUCAUUCCAAGGCAACAACAGAAGUAGACAAUUAUGCGAAUUCUGGUGGCCACUCAGGCCAGAGCGGAAGAUCCAAGAUCAAAACGGAAGAAUCUGGUCGCAAACACGGGGGCCAUAUUAAGGAGGCAAGCAAUGACGGUAGUCGUUGUAGUAAGAGCCAGGAGAGUGAAAAUUCUAAAGGCAUAGGAAUACCCCCCAAGGUAGAUCAGUUAGGUCAUAACUUCAUAAAAGAGGGGGACCACCGAAGGAAUAACACAGACAAGGUAUCACACGUAGGAGAGUCAAGCGGUGAACAAAUUAACAGAAGCAAGAGCUGCAAAAAGGAGGGAAAACAAACACCUGAUGGUACGAUACGCAUGGACGAUGAACACGUGAGCGAUAGCAUUUAUUCUUAUCAUAAGAACAGAGGGGAUGGUGGUGCACAGAAUGUAACUUGCGAGGACACUGACAAUGAUGAGGCUACCGAGGCGCACAUGAACGACAGGAGCAGGGCCCUGCUACAGGAAAAUAUGAACAGCAUAAACAGUAUGAAUGUGAUGGGAUCUAACGAGAACGUGAGUGCGGAAGCAGAAAACGUAAUUGGGGUGUCAUCAAAGGUGGGGACCCCCAAUCUGAUGGUUUCAAACGAUCCAUCCGGCAACGCCCACAGCAGUGAACCCGCCAAUGACAGCAUCAUGAGCAGUAAUGUUCCCCUGGGAAGCGGGAGAAGCCAAGCGAACAGGAGGAGAAAAAACAGGAGAAGCAGAAUUAUCAAAAAGUGUGGUGGAGUGAAAGACAAGGAAGAACCCAUUCUGCCCUUUUAUGUCAUAUGCGACUAUCUAGAUUUUGUGGAGAGAAAAAUAUAUGUAAACAGAUUCAGAUUUAAAUUAUAUGAUCCCAUUUAUCAGCUUGGGAAAUAUAGGAAUUGUGCAGGAGUUGUUUUAAAAAGGAAUUUAAAAAAAAGUUGUUUGAAUUAUAUUGAUUCUAAUUUUAUAUUUUUAAAAAAGGAAUUAUGUAAAAUCGAUUUGGAUAUUGACAUAAGAUGUCCCACGAAACAGAUCUUUAAACAUGUCUGCUACCGAAUGAAUGUGGACCCUACACAUGUGCUGAUUUUUCCGUACCCGCCGUUAAAUAGCCCUAUAAAUUUUAACCCUUACAAUAUUGAUUCCUUUACCUCUAAUUCCGAUUCGGAUGGUGAAAAUUACCAAAAAAAUAGUAGCUCCACGUAUGGACCCAUGCCAUUUGAAACGCUAAUAAAACAACAUGCCAUAGCAUUAGAGCAUAACUCACUCACCGAACAGAAAACCUUUUGUUUGUCUCUUCUUCCAUUUCAUUACAAAUACUUCACGAGACUCUACCCGGAAGAUUCCCCCAAAUAUUUCCAUUAUGUAGUUCACUUGUUCAACGCGAAUGUACAGUCCGUUGCGGCAUUUACAGGCCAUAUUAAGCUUAAGAAAAGCCUACCUAAUAAAAAUAAAGAGGAAGAAAAUUCCUUCCAAGGGGAUCAAGACUCUAGCAGUGAGGCUUCAGGAUCGUCCAUGUCAGACAGGUCCAGUAGCACCAUGGGAAACAAACCCUAUUUCUCCAACAAUUACACAACGGUGCAAGAUUUAAUCGACAAAAUUAAAUUAGAAAUUAAUCCCUACCUGAAAAAAAGAGGAAUAGACGUGAAGCAAAAAUUUAGAUUGCUCUUUACCUUCGGCCCCAAGAUUAAAUAUCUGAACAAUGAUGAACAGCUCAUACAAAUGGAUUUUGUCAAAACGAACCAUAUCAAAAAUGUCUAUGUCACUCCGCUCAGGAUGGAGCCUGAUUUUACCGACGAGCAGAAGCAUUUGAUAGAAACGGAUCAGCUGAAGAUAAUUCACGUUUUCAACCAGACACCUUCGAAGGAAGUUUUCGGCUACAGUUUUGACGUUCUCGUUGAUCCAAAUGAUAACAUGCUGGAUAUCAAGAACAGGAUAAGGAAAAGGACCCUCCUGCCCAAGUACAUAUUCGACAAAAUCACAUUCUUCGAGUUUGAAAACGGACAGAGGAUUUGGAGGUCCAAUGACGACACGAUAAAUUGGAAGAACAAGCAGUUCGCCAUCAUUAUAGGAGAACACCAUGCCCCAUCCCAGUCGAAGCCUCAAAUGGGAAUGAAAAUAGCAUAA
Plasmodium knowlesi strain H is the source of this 8901-nucleotide messenger RNA. Its product is annotated as ubiquitin carboxyl-terminal hydrolase, putative. Gene Ontology annotation, molecular function: cysteine-type deubiquitinase activity; protein binding; cysteine-type endopeptidase activity. Gene Ontology annotation, biological process: regulation of protein stability; protein deubiquitination. The record is from RefSeq and is a predicted model, not a curated record. Gene Ontology annotation, cellular component: nucleus; cytosol. The transcript is spliced from 4 exons. Lineage: Eukaryota; Apicomplexa; Aconoidasida; Haemosporida; Plasmodiidae. The coding region runs from base 1 to 8901 and encodes 2966 amino acids.